This is a messenger RNA of Hyposmocoma kahamanoa, 8764 nucleotides long. RefSeq names its product spectrin beta chain (gene beta-Spec). Gene Ontology annotation, biological process: actin cytoskeleton organization; neuron development. The record is from RefSeq and is a predicted model, not a curated record. The transcript is spliced from 35 exons. The coding region runs from base 313 to 7353 and encodes 2346 amino acids. Gene Ontology annotation, cellular component: plasma membrane; cortical actin cytoskeleton; cell junction. NCBI's taxonomy places the organism in Eukaryota, Metazoa, Arthropoda, Insecta, Lepidoptera, Cosmopterigidae. Gene Ontology annotation, molecular function: structural constituent of cytoskeleton; phospholipid binding; actin filament binding.
CGCCCUCGACUCUCCGCGCACGUACUCGCUCAUGGAUGAUAUUUCAAAGAUUUCUAUAUGAAUUGUGAUUAUUUCUGAACUCUAAUCUCAUCAAGUGCUUGAUUGUUAUGAUUUUGUUUCCGAACGGCCGGUACGGGAACAAUUAUUCGAGUGUUAGUGCCGUGGGAUUGAAUCUGGUACUCUGGCCGUAAGGUCACUUGUGAUAUUUUGUGUGUGCCGACGAGUUUAUGUGUAAAACUGUGCUGAAAGAGCAUUCCCGGACUCUUAGCAUAAGAUCUUUGAGCGUGGCGUGGUAAGGCAUCGUCGGUCAAGAUGACGACCGACAUAUCGGUCUCCAGGUGGGACCCGUCCAUUGGCCACGGCCAGGAGAUCAUCGAUGACUUCGAGUACGACGGCGGCAACUCGUCGUCGAGGCUUUUCGAACGAUCGCGCAUCAAGGCGCUAGCAGACGAACGAGAGAGUGUACAGAAGAAGACUUUUCAAAAAUGGGUGAACUCACAUUUGGUGCGCGUGGGGUGCCGCAUCGGCGAUCUCUAUGUGGACAUGAGGGAUGGCAAGAUGCUCAUCAAACUUCUCGAGGUCCUCUCUGGAGAGAGACUGCCUCGUCCAACGAAAGGCAAGAUGCGAAUUCAUUGCCUGGAAAACGUAGACAAGGCGCUGCAGUUCCUGCGAGAACAGCGCGUACACUUAGAGAACAUGGGCUCUCAUGACAUCGUGGACGGAAACCCGAGGUUAAAUCUCGGACUCAUUUGGACCAUUAUUCUGCGCUUCCAGAUUCAAGACAUCACUAUCGAAGAGACAGAUAACAAGGAAACAAAAUCCGCAAAAGACGCCCUGCUGUUAUGGUGUCAAAUGAAGACAGCCGGCUACAAUAACGUGAACGUCCGCAACUUCACCACCUCGUGGCGAGACGGAUUGGCCUUCAACGCCAUCAUUCACAAACACAGACCUGAUCUCAUUCAGUUUGAGAAGCUUCACAGGAGCAACCCUAUACAUAACUUAAAUAAUGCCUUCAACGUUGCAGAGGAAAAACUUGGACUUACAAAAUUGUUGGAUGCCGAAGACAUCGCCGUGGACCAUCCCGACGAGAAGUCGAUCAUCACGUACGUGGUGACGUACUACCACUACUUCAGCAAGAUGAAGCAGGAGACCGUGCAGGGCAAGAGGAUCGGCAAGGUCGUCGGCAUCGCCAUGGAAAACGAGAAAAUGAUGCAGGAAUACGAGUCGCUCACCAGCGACCUUCUGCAGUGGAUCGAGCGCACGAUCGACGCUCUGGGCGACAGGACGUUCGCUAACUCGUUGGAAGGCGUGCGCCAACAGCUCAUUCAGUUCGCUAAUUAUCGCACCGUCGAAAAGCCGCCCAAGUUCGUGGAGAAAGGCAACCUGGAAGUGCUGCUGUUCACGCUGCAGUCGCGCAUGCGCGCCGCGAACCAGAAGCCGUACACGCCCAAGGAGGGCAAGAUGAUCCACGACAUCAACCGCGCCUGGGAGCGGCUCGAGAAGGCCGAGCACGAGCGCGAGCUCGCGCUGCGCGAGGAGCUCAUCCGCCAGGAGAAGCUGGAGCAGCUCGCCGCCAGGUUCAACCGCAAGGCGCAAAUGCGCGAGACCUGGCUGUCGGAGAACCAGCGCCUGGUGAGCCAGGACAACUUCGGCUUCGACCUGGCGGCGGUGGAGGCGGCCGCCAAGAAGCACGAGGCCAUCGAGACCGACAUCUUCGCGUACGAGGAGCGCGUGCAGGCCGUCGUGGCCGUGUGCUCGGAGCUGCAGGCGGAGAGGUACCACGACAUGGAGCGCGUGUCGGCGCGGCGCGACAACGUGCUGCGCCUGUGGGCCUACCUGCUGGAGCUGCUGCGCGCGCGCCGCGCCCGCCUCGAGCUCUCGCUGCAGCUGCAGCAGAACUUCCAGGAAAUGCUGUACAUCCUGGACUCGAUGGAAGAGAUGAAGCUGCGUCUGCUGACGGACGACUACGGCAAACACCUGAUGGGCGUCGAGGACCUGCUGCAGAAGCACGCGCUGGUCGAGGCCGACAUCAACGUUCUAGGAGAACGCGUCAAGGUGGUGGUGGGCCAGUCGCAGCGGUUCCUGGAACAGGAGGAGGGCGGCUACCGGCCGUGCGAUCCGGCCAUCACGGUCGAGCGCAUCCAGCAGCUGGAGAACGCCUACGCCGAGCUCGUGCACCUGGCGGUGGAGCGCAGGAAGCGCCUGGAAGACAGCCGCAAGCUGUGGCAGUUCUACUGGGACAUGGCCGACGAGGAGAACUGGAUCAAGGAGAAGGAACAGAUCGUCUCCGUAGACGACAUCGGCCACGACCUGACGACGGUGUACUUGCUGGUGUCCAAGCACCGCGCGCUGGAGGCCAGCGCGCACGCGCACGAGCCGCAGCUCAUGGCCGUGGCCGCCGUCGGCGACGAGCUGGUCUCGCAGGGCCACUUCGGCGCGGAUCGCAUCCAGGAGCGACUCCGGGACAUCCUGUCUCAGUGGAACCACCUACUGGACGUGGUGUCGCUGCGCAAGCACCGACUGGACGCCGCCGUGCGCUACCAUCAGCUGUUCGCUGACGCUGACGACAUCGACAACUGGAUGCUUGAUACGCUCAGACUGGUGUCGUCCGAGGACACGGGCGUCGACGAGGCGCAAGUGCAGAGCCUGCUGAAGAAGCACAAGGACGUGACGGACGAGCUGAAGAACUACGCCAACGUCAUCCAGCAGCUCAAGCAGCAGGCCAGCGAGCUGAGCCCCGAGGACGCCAACAGCGCCGAGGUGCGCGAGCGCCUGGCCGCCAUCGACGCGCGCCACGGCGAGCUGGUGGAGCUGGCGCGCCUGCGCAAGCAGCGGCUGCUGGACGCGCUGUCGCUCUUCAAGCUGCUGGCCGAGGCCGACGCCGCCGACCAGUGGAUCGCCGAGAAGGACCGCAUGCUGGACACCAUGCUGCCGCCCAAGGACAUCGACGACGUGGAGAUCAUGAAGCACAGGUACGACGGCUUCGACAAGGAGAUGAACGCGAACGCGUCGCGCGUGGCCGUGGUCAACCAGCUGGCGCGGCAGCUCAUCCACGUGGAGCACCCGCAGGCGCCGGCCAUCCAGGAGCGGCAGCAGGCGCUCAACAACGCCUGGACCAGGCUCAGGGAAAAGGCGGAGUCGAAGAAGGACGAGCUGAAAUCGGCGCAGGGCGUGCAGACGUUCCACAUCGAGUGCCGCGAGACCGUCUCGUGGAUCGAAGACAAGAAGAGGAUCCUGCAGCAGACCGACAACCUGGAGAUGGACCUGAACGGCGUGAUGACGCUGCAGCGGCGCCUGUCGGGCAUGGAGCGCGACCUGGCCGCCAUCCAGGCGCGCAUCUCGUCGCUGGAGAGCGAGGCCAGCGCCAUCCAGGACACGCACCCCGAAGAGGCGCAGCUCAUCCGCGAGCGGGUGCAGCAGAUCACGCACAACUGGGACCAGCUCACGCAGAUGCUCAAAGAACGCGACUCGAAGCUGGAGGAGGCGGGCGAUCUGCACCGCUUCCUGCGCUCCGUCGACCACUUCCAGGCCUGGCUCACCAAGACGCAGACCGACGUGGCUUCCGAAGACACGCCGUCGAGUCUGCCGGAGGCGGAGAAGCUGCUGUCGCAGCACCAGACCAUCAAGGAGGAGAUCGACAACUACCGCGACGAGUUCGCAAAGAUGAUGGAGUACGGCGAGAAGAUCACUGCCGAACCGUCCACUCAAGACGACCCACAGUACAUGUUCCUGCGCGAGCGCCUAAAGGCACUUCGCGAGGGAUGGGCUGAACUACAGCAGAUGUGGGAGAACCGCCAGCAGCUGCUGACGCAGAGCCUGGAGCUACAGCUUUUACAACGCGACGCCAGACAGGCCGAAGUGCUGCUGUCGCAUCAGGAACAUCGGUUAGCGAAGACAGAGCCGCCAACAAACUUGGAGCAAGCCGAAAACUUGAUCAAGGAGCACGAGGCCUUCCUCACGACGAUGGAGGCCAACGACGACAAAAUCAACUCCGUGGUGCAAUUCGCCAACCGCCUCGUUGAAGAGCGCCAUUUCGACGCCGACAAGAUCCAACGCAAAGCCGACAGUAUUGAGCAGAGACGCAACGCCAACAAGGAGAAGGCUCAGCAGCUCAUGGAAAAGCUUCAAGAUCAACUACAGCUCCAUCAAUUCCUACAAGACUGCGAUGAACUCGGCGAAUGGGUGCAGGAAAAGAAAGUCACCGCCGAGGACGAUACCUACCGCGAUGCCAAGACUAUUCACUCGAAAUGGACCCGCCACCAGGCAUUCGAGGCCGAAAUUGCUGCUAACAAAGAACGUCUAUUCGCCGUCCAGAACGCUGCUGAGGAACUGAUGAAACAGAAGCCCGAAUUCGUCGAAAUCAUCUCGCCCAAAAUGGCCGAGCUCCAAGAUCAGUUCGAGAACCUCCAAACUACUACAAAGGACAAGGGCGAGCGUCUGUUCGACGCGAACCGCGAGGUCCUCUUACACCAAACUUGCGACGACAUUGACUCGUGGAUGAACGAACUCGAGAAACAAAUCGAGAACUCCGACACCGGCACUGAUCUGGCGUCUGUAAAUAUUCUCAUGCAGAAGCAACAGAUGAUCGAGACUCAGAUGGCUGUGAAAGCGAAGCAGGUUACCGAACUCGAAACGCAGGCUGAGUAUCUGCAGAAGACGGUGCCUGACAAGAUUGAAGAGAUCAAAGAAAAGAAAAAAUCUGUGGAACAGAGGUUCGAGCAGCUCAAAGCUCCUUUGCUCGAUCGUCAACGCCAGUUGGCCAAGAAGAAGGAGGCAUUCCAAUUCCGCCGCGACGUCGAGGAUGAGAAACUUUGGAUCCAUGAAAAGUUGCCUCUGGCGAGCAGCACUGACUACGGAAACUCGCUGUUCAACGUACAAAUGCUGCAAAAGAAGAACCAGUCGCUCAAGACUGAGACCGACAACCACGAGCCGAGAAUACUGACUGUCAUCUCCAAUGGACAGAAGCUGAUUGAUGAGGGCCAUGAGGAUUCGCCCGAGUUCAAGAGGCUUAUUGAUGAACUGUCUGCGAGGUGGCGAGAACUUAAAGACGCCAUCGAACAACGCAAGAACAACCUGGCCCAAUGGGAGAGAGCUCACCAGUACAUGUUCGACGCGAACGAAGCUGAGGCCUGGAUGAGCGAGCAGGAACUUUACAUGAUGGUCGAAGACCGUGGCAAGGAUGAGAUCUCGGCGCAGAAUUUAAUGAAGAAACACGAAGUUCUGGAGCAAGCCGUCGACGAUUACGCGCAGACCAUCCGACAGCUCGGAGAGACGGUUAGGCAACUCACCAGCGAGGAACAUCCUCUUAGCGAACAAAUCUCGGUGAAGCAGUCGCAAGUGGACAAGCUGUACGCCGGGCUGAAGGACCUGGCGGGCGAGCGGCGCGCGAAGCUGGACGAGGCGCUGCGGCUGUUCCAGCUGUCGCGCGAGGUGGACGACCUGGAGCAGUGGAUCACCGAGCGGGAGCUGGUCGCCUCCAGCCAGGAGCUGGGCCAGGACUACGACCACGUGACGCUGCUGUGGGAGCGCUUCAAGGAGUUCGCGCGCGAGACGCAGGCCGUGGGGUCGGAGCGCGUGGCCACGGCCGAGCGCAUCGCCGACCGCAUGAUCGCGUCGGGCCACUCCGACAACGCCACCAUCGCGCAGUGGAAGGAGGGGCUCAAGGAGACGUGGCAGGACCUGCUGGAGCUGAUCGAGACGCGCACGCAGAUGCUGGCCGCGUCGCGCGAGCUGCACAAGUACUUCCACGACUGCAAGGACGCGCUGCAGCGCGUGAGCGAGAAGGCGCGCGGCGUCAGCGACGAGCUGGGGCGGGACGCCAUCUCCGUGGGCGCGCUGCAGCGCAAGCACCACAACUUCAUGCAGGACCUGGGCACGCUGCAGCAGCAGGUGGAGGCCGUGGGCGCGGAGUGCGCGCGCCUGGGCGCGGCCUACGCCGGCGACAAGGCGGCCGAGAUCUCGCGCCGCGCCGCCGAGGUGGCCGACGCCUGGGCCGCGCUGCAGGCCGCCUGCGCCGCGCGCCGCCGGCGCCUGGAGGACGCCGACCGCCUGCAGCAGUUCCUGGGCCGCGUGCGCACGCUGGCGCUGUGGAUGGACGACGUGGUGCGCCAGAUGAACACGGGCGAGAAGCCGCGCGACGUCAGCGGCGUGGAGCUGCUCAUGAACAACCACCAGUCGCUCAAGGCCGAGAUCGACGCGCGCGAGGACUCCUUCUCGGCCUGCAUCGCGCUGGGCCGCGAGCUGCUGGCGCGCCAGCACUACGCCUCGGCCGACAUCAAGGAGAAGCUGCUGCAGCUCACCGACCAGCGCACCGCGCUGCUGCGCCGCUGGGAGGAGCGCUGGGAGAACCUGCAGCUCAUCCUGGAGGUGUACCAGUUCGCGCGCGACGCGGCGGUGGCCGAGGCCUGGCUCAUCGCGCAGGAGCCCUACCUGAUGUCGCAGGAGCUGGGCCACACCAUCGACGAGGUGGAGAGCCUCAUCAAGAAGCACGAGGCCUUCGAGAAGUCCGCCGCCGCGCAGGAGGACCGCUUCAGCGCGCUGCAGAGGCUUACCACCUUCGAGGUGAAGGAGAUGAAGCGAAGGCAAGAGGCGGCGGAGGCGGCCGAGCGCGAGAAGCGCGAGCGGGAGGCGGCCGAGGCCGCGGCCGCCGCGGCGCGCGACGCCGUCGACCGCGCGGGCUCGCCCGACCAGCCGCCGCCAGUCGUAAGGAGAACAUCCACUAAAGCGGCUGAGAAGGCCCAAGAACGACCGCAUUCCCAGCCAGCGCCCGGUUCGAGCUCGACGCCGGCGACGCCUUCGAGCUCCGGUAAGGUGAAGUCGCGAUCGCGCAGCAAGUCGCCCUUCAGAAGCUUCCGCUGGAAGGCCGCCAAGAGGCACAUCGCCGAAUCUCAUCACAGCGACGACGAAGAGGGCGCGAGUCCCGCGGGCGACGAUGAGGGCAUCGAAGGCAUGCUCGUCAGGAAACAUGAGUGGGAGUCCGCCGCCAAACGCGCUUCCAACAGAUCGUGGGAUAAAGUGUACGUGGUCGCCAAGGACGGGCGCAUGGCGUUCUACAAGGACCAGAAGUUUUACAAGACAUAUCCCGAGAACUGCUGGCGCGGCGAGACGCCACUCGACCUCAACGGCGCCGUGGUCGAGGUCGCCGCCAACUACACGAAGAAGAAGCACGUGUUCCGGCUGCGGCUGGCGUCGGGCGCCGAGUUCCUGCUGCAGGCGCACGACGAGGCGGAGAUGGCGUGGUGGCUGGACGCGCUGCGCACGCGCACGGCGGCGCCCGCGGCGCGCAGCCACACGCUGCCGGCGCCCAGCACCGAGCCCAAGCGCCGCUCCUUCUUCACGCUCAAGAAGAACUAAACCGCCGAGGAGCGCCCGACAGUUCGCCCGUACACGUUCUUCAUUACGCACCGAGCGGGUCCCCGCCGUACAACAAGUACGCACGUCUCGUCCUGUCGACGUAGCACGUCCGUACACGGUACCGGUCGACGGACGCCGCGCAUUUCUCACGACGCUUGCUGCCGUAAGCUUUGCUAAUGACGAAAUCGUGUCCGCCGCGGCGUACGGAUUGCUGCUAUGCAACCUUACCUGUAGUGCCAAACUGCGCUUUAGUAAGUCGUAGGCACUGAAUGCCUCCGGUGAGGUACCUUUCCCUAACAACAAUCCGUAGACGCCGAACGAUCGACUGUCGAAUGUUAUUAUUUUUGUUGCGUACAAACGUUAUUUAAGACUGUUCGGUAUUGAGUGUUGAGAUCGUUCGCCUUGGUCUGUACGAAUGUAUUUAUUGUUCGAUCGCUCGAUAAAUAUUAUUCAUUGACAAAUAUUACAUAAUACAUAGAGUAUAUUCCCCGAUAUGUACGGUCCCACCCCCGCGUAUAGUUGUUGUGAAGCGAUUAUUAAAUGAAAUACAUUAUUAUUAAAUUCUAAAUGCGAAUGCUAUUUAUGGUUUUAGUAUUUAAAUUCAAAUUGAAAAAUAUAUUUUAAUUAUUUAUAAAAAAAAUAUGAGAUAGUGUAAGACUCAGUUGAACUAGAAAUAUAUGUAUGUCGUUCGAUUCGCUAAUUCAAAACUUAGAUAUUUUAUUAUUAGAGUCUAUAAUAAUAAUUGACCAAUCAAUAAUAUCACGACGGAAUUUGAUUAUCGCAUUUGAUAUCUUUACUAAAAUGUAGCCGACGGAAUGUAACCGCAUUUACAAUAGUUGGUACCCCAGUGAUUGACGUUCUAGCGACGACUGCUUCUUUACCGAAGCGACGAUUCAGAUGUAAUUUAGCUACGUAAUUGAUCUAGAAUUAAUUUCCAUUAUAAAGUGUCUUCUUGGGGCGGCAGCGGCGCUGCGCGGUGCAGACGCGUCUCUCGGUUUGCCGAAAACCUUGUUAGAUUCCCUAUGUAUAAGGAAGUAGAGUAGAGGGCGCUGCGCUCGCAGCGUCGCCGCCGCUGCGUUAGCUAUCGGAGAUGUAAGUAUGCUUGAGCCUCGUAAGUGCUUGGAUAAAGUAACGUGUCUAUGAUCAUUUUAAUUAAUUAUUUUACUGCCAACAUUUCACAAAUUGUUAAUUUUUGUAAGCAAUACCUUCACCCUUAAUGUUACGGUCGAUCACACGUUUUGAGUUCUGUACUUUCUUAUGAUUAUUGUAUAGCGGUUUGGUGGAGCGAGUGUGAACGUGUGAGUGUCGGCGCCGGCCCGUGCUCGCGCCGGUCGUCCAUUCGCCUUGUACUGCCACGUUGUUUCACACUAAUAAUGCAUGUAAACCUUAUGUUUAAAUAUUUUAUUUUAAA